AAGAACAAUAAGACAUUUGGUGAUAUAAUCAACGCUUACAAACCUUGUUUGAAUCCAGAUCCUUCGAUAUAUUUAAUAUUUUCAUGAGUUCAAGUUCAGAAUCAAAUACAAAAUUUGAACAAAAAUUACUCAGUUCUAAGGAAUCUAUAAUUAAUGAUCUAGGUCCACCCCUGCAUAUUAUAUACGUAAAUAUUUUCCAAUACAUCUUCAGGUCAAAAAAAAUAUUUUCAACUAGAAAUAUGAUAACAAAAUAGCAAGAUACAAAGAAAAUGAAACAACUCAUAGUAAUAUACAUUAAAGAAUAAGAGACCACACAACUACUGAAUAAACUGUGUUCUUACUUGCUUUUGUGUUUGCUUUCUUUUAUAUUUUCAAUUCAUGAUGUAAGCAGCUUCCAUAAAGAAUAUACUUACAUAGUAGUAGUUCUUCAACUACUCCAAUUUUUAUGUUUUUUUUACAAGUUUUCUCUCUGCCUUCCUUUUUUCUUGUGAUAAUUAAUUAGAAUCUGAAUAAGAGGGGUAUAUUCACAUUCAUUUUUUUUUGUAAUAUUUCCUUAAUCUGAUUCUGUUUUUGGAUGAUGGAAGAGGCUGUGAGUUGUAGUAGCAGAGGAUUGUUGGAGUUGUCUCAGAAUCAUACGCGAAAGAGGAGAGAAAAAGUUGAAGUCUUUCAAGAAGUGAUUCGAAGAUUAAGGGAGUCGAAUGAUGAAGAAGCGAAUCAACCUGGUUUUGAGGACGAGUUGUGGGCUCAUUUCACUAAGCUUCCACUUCGGUAUGCAGUGGAUGUGAAUAUUGAGAGGGCACAAGAUGUUCUUAUGCACAAGAACUUGCUUCAAAUGGCACAUUACCAGAAUCCCGCGCCAGCAGUUGAAGUCCGCCUAGUGCAGAUUCAUCGAAUAUCUGAUGGAAAUCCCGGGGAUUCAGUUCAUUCCACUUUCUCAAAAAGGGGAGGUGCACAAGGUAUCGAUCAUCAUGGCAGCAUGCAUCCUCCACCUGCCUUUGGUUUAUCGCCAAGCACAGAGCUCGCGUUAGGAACCAAUAAAUUAUCUGUACAAGAUGGAAAUAGUGCUGUGAGUGGAAAUUCAAUGUUAUUUAGGCCUUUGUAUGAAAUAACAAUUUCAACACUAGACAAGCCCAAGCUCCUCUUUCGGUUGACUACUUUACUUUCGGAGAUUGGAUUGAACAUUCAAGAAGCUCAUGCUUUCUCAACAAAAGAUGGUUACUCCUUGGAUGUCUUUGUGGUUGAUGGUUGGGAAAAUGAGGAAACUGACCAGCUAAGAAGUGCCCUGUUGAAGGAAAUUUCGAAUAUGGAGAAACAGUCUGGAUUAAAUCAAGAUCAUUUGCAGUCCGCGUUAAAUCAAGACUUUUUGUCCCCCAAAAUGAAGAUUGUACAAACUGGUAUCACCAUCCCCGCGAACCAUUUGGAUACACCAAGAGAUGGGAGUGAAGCGUGGGAAAUCGACAAUGCACUGCUGAAAUAUGAAUAUAAAAUUGCAACUGGCUCAACUGGUGAUUUGUAUAAAGGUUCACUCCAUAAUCAGGAAGUGGCUAUUAAGGUUCUCAAGGCUGAGUGCCUAAAUGAAGAUGUGCAAAGAGAUUUUGCACAAGAAGUUUAUAUAUUAAGGAAAGUCCGCCACAAGAAUGUCGUGCAAUUUAUUGGUGCAUGCACGAAACCUCCACGCUUAUGUAUAAUCACAGAAUUUAUGUCAGGUGGAAGUCUGUAUGAUUUUUUGCAUAAAAAGAAAGGUUUUUUCAGGCUUCCGGCAUUACUCAAGGUUGCAAUUGAUGUUUCAAAGGGGAUGAGCUACCUGCACCAAAAUAAUAUAAUUCACAGAGACUUGAAGACUGCCAAUCUCUUGAUGGAUGAAAAUCAAGUUGUGAAGGUUGCUGACUUUGGCGUUGCUCGAGUGCAAGUUCAAUCUGGUGUCAUGACCGCAGAAACAGGAACAUAUCGAUGGAUGGCUCCUGAGGUUAUUGGACAUAGACCUUAUGAUCGAAAAGCUGAUGUUUUCAGCUUUGGGAUUGUACUGUGGGAGUUGUUAACAGGAAAGCUUCCUUACGAGUUCUUGACCCCAUUACAAGCUGCAGUGGCUGUUGUCCAGAAGGGUCUAAGGCCAACAAUUCCCGCGAACACUCAUCCAAUGUUGGUGGAAUUGCUCGAGAAAUGCUGGCAGCAAGAACCGCGCUUAAGACCUGAAUUUUCCGAGAUUCUUAACAUCUUGCAAUACAUGACCAAUAAGACAGUUGAAGAAGAGAAGAGUAGCAAAAGAAGAAGCCUUGGAUAACCAUAUCAGCUCAUGUAUGCGUUGGCGUCAUUCCGAGACAUGCAUUUUACUUUUAAGUUAUAUAUAGUGACAGUUUAAUCUUCUUUUUUUUUUUUUUAACCAUCAGUGUUGUAUAACUAUGACCUAUGGUAGUUGGUAGCUACAACUUUUGCCAGGUUAUAAAUUAAUGUUUGUCAUUGGAAUUUACAUGUAAGUACCUUGUAACUGACCUGAUCAUGAUCGAUUUUAAAAGGUGAAUGAAAAAUGAAGAGUUGUGACUCUUAUGAAAAGUUGUGACUUUUCUAAGAGUUGCGACUUUUUGAAAGGUUGCAACUUU
Solanum dulcamara is the source of this 2597-nucleotide messenger RNA. Its product is annotated as serine/threonine-protein kinase STY46-like. The coding region runs from base 575 to 2281 and encodes 568 amino acids. The transcript is spliced from 16 exons. Gene Ontology annotation, biological process: protein phosphorylation. NCBI's taxonomy places the organism in Eukaryota, Viridiplantae, Streptophyta, Magnoliopsida, Solanales, Solanaceae. The record is from RefSeq and is a predicted model, not a curated record. Gene Ontology annotation, molecular function: protein kinase activity; ATP binding.